Molecule: messenger RNA, 473 nt
Organism: Symbiodinium necroappetens
Lineage: Eukaryota; Dinophyceae; Suessiales; Symbiodiniaceae
Source: the annotation of a GenBank genome assembly
AUGGCUCAACCGCUGAUCUUAUGGUGUGGCAUCGUCUGUUCAUUGUUCGAGUCCUCCAUGUUCAUCUUCGUCUUCAACUGGACCCCGGUGCUGAUGAAGGUGGGCGAGCCGGAUCCGCCUUUCGGGCACAUCUUCGCGGGUUUCAUGAUCUUCUGCAUGCUAGGCCUGCCAAAGACUCAAGCACGUUCUUCUGCGAUGUUUCACCAGCGUCAUGGGAUGUACACCCUUAUCGUGGCCGCGCUGUGCCAUGGGAGCAUCCUCUUCGUCGACUCUGAGUCUAUUCACUUGCUAGCAUUCUUCAUCUUCGAGAUGUGCGUGGGCAUCUACUUUCCCAUGAUGGGCACUAUGAAGGGCCAGAUCGUUCCUGAGUCCAAGCGCAGUACCAUCUACAAUCUCUAUCGCGUUCCCCUGAAUGCGAUUGUGGUGCUGACGUUGAUCCUCAAGCUUGGCGAGGGCAUCUCAUUCAUGGUCCA